Molecule: messenger RNA, 1020 nt
Organism: Ustilaginoidea virens
Lineage: Eukaryota; Fungi; Ascomycota; Sordariomycetes; Hypocreales; Clavicipitaceae
Exons: 2
Coding region: 1-1020 (339 amino acids)
Source: RefSeq, a predicted model, not a curated record
AUGAACCCUUUGCUGCGGCAGCCUCCUAACCGGCUGAUGGCCGGAGGCGCCAUUCUCUUCUUCACCUUGUUCAUGUUCUUCGUCUCCAAGUCGCACAACCUGUCCAUGCCGGGCCUGUCUCGCACCGCCGCCGCCCCGUCCAUGUACAACCAGUCCAAGGUCGCGCUGCUCGUCGAGGACCGGCCGCAGCCGCUCCUGGCCCCCCUCCUGCUGCACUUCAUCUACUCCCUGCCGGCCGACUGGACGUUCCGCUUCAUGGGGUCCUACAAGUCGGUUCGGCACCUCGCCAAGUCGGCCGCCAUCCGCGAACACGUCCGCGCCGGCAAGCUCGACCUGACCUACACGCCCUUCAACAUGAGCACCAAGGGCCAGGAGAUGAUCAGCCGGUUCCUCACGACGCUCUGGCUGUACGACACGGUGCUCCAGCCCGCCGAGCUGCUGCUCGUCUUCCAGUCCGACUCGAUGGUCUGCUCCAACUGCAAGCACCACCUGGACGAGUACCUGGACUACGACUGGGUCGGCGCCCCGUGGAACGCCCAGGGCAACUGGGGCGGCAACGGCGGCCUCUCGCUCCGCCGCGUCAGCCGCAUCGUCGACGUGCUGCAGAAGCAGAAGCGCAAGGAGGACUCGGAUCCCGAGGACGUCUGGCUCUCGGAGCGCCUGGGCCACCACGCCACCGGCAAGGUGGCCAACGGCUCCGUCUCCCUCACCUUCUCGGGCGAGAUCAACGGCGGCGAGGUGGAGAGGAUCGAUCCGGACAGCGACUACACCAUCCACGGCGGCGAGCUGUCCCUCGAGGGCGCCGGCCCGGCCGACUUUGUCGCCGGCAUCGACGACUGGCGCAACGGCUUCUACGAACCCAUGGGCUACCACAUUGGCGGCACCGGCUACAUGCACGGCGGCAUCUGGGGGACGCGCGACAAGCGCAAGCACAUUUACCAGUACUGUCCCGAGGCCAAGAUGAUUUUGCAGAUGGACAUGGCCAACUAUGUGCCGGGAGACUGCGGCAACGACUGGUGA